AUGUGGUGUCAUCUAGUUACACUGAGCUGCCGCGCCUAUUACUCCUGGGAAAGAGUGAACUACAGUCAUUGUUCAUUGAAUUUCUCAUGUUUUCCCCUUAUUUUUAACACCUUUCAGAACAAACUACAGUCACACAGCAGAGGUGAAUACAAUGUUUACAGUACCUUCCAAAGCCACGAACCAGAGUUUGAUUACUUGAAAAGCUUAGAAAUUGAAGAAAAGAUCAACAAAAUUAGAUGGUUACCCCAGAAAAAUGCUGCUCAGUUUUUAUUGUCUACGAAUGACAAAACAAUAAAACUAUGGAAAAUCAGUGAAAGAGAUAAACGGCCGGAAGGCUACAACUUGAAAGAAGAAGAUGGGCGGUAUAGAGACCCCACAACAGUCACUACUUUACGGGUACCCGUAUUUAGGCCCAUGGAUCUCAUGGUGGAAGCCAGCCCACGAAGAAUAUUUGCUAAUGCUCACACGUAUCACAUCAACUCUAUCUCCAUUAAUAGCGAUUAUGAAACAUACCUGUCUGCGGAUGACUUGAGGAUUAAUUUGUGGCAUCUAGAAAUCACAGAUAGAAGUUUUAAUAUCGUAGAUAUUAAGCCUGCCAACAUGGAGGAGCUGACAGAGGUAAUAACAGCAGCCGAAUUCCACCCGAACAGCUGCAAUACCUUUGUGUACAGCAGUAGCAAAGGAACUAUUCGCCUGUGUGACAUGCGUGCGUCGGCUCUCUGUGACAGGCAUUCGAAACUGUUCGAGGAGCCGGAGGAUCCAAGCAGCCGAUCCUUUUUCUCAGAAAUCAUCUCCUCCAUCUCUGAUGUCAAAUUUAGCCAUAGUGGUCGAUAUAUGAUGACUAGAGAUUAUCUCUCUGUGAAAAUUUGGGAUUUAAAUAUGGAAAACCGACCUGUGGAAACGUACCAGGUACAUGAAUACCUCAGAAGUAAACUUUGUUCGCUCUAUGAAAAUGACUGCAUUUUUGACAAAUUUGAAUGCUGCUGGAAUGGGUCCGAUAGCGUUGUCAUGACGGGUUCCUACAACAACUUCUUCCGAAUGUUCGAUAGAAACACAAAGCGCGACGUCACAUUAGAAGCUUCUCGGGAAAACAAUAAGCCUCGUACGGUUUUGAAGCCCCGUAAAGUCUGCGCGAGUGGCAAACGGAAGAAGGAUGAGAUAAGUGUUGAUAGCUUAGACUUCAACAAGAAGAUCCUCCACACAGCCUGGCAUCCCAAGGAAAACAUAAUCGCUGUAGCCACUACAAACAACUUGUAUAUAUUUCAAGACAAAGUCAUUUAGGGUAGUGGUCCUAUCAGAAGAGUUCACUUCCUGUCUAGUUCAGAUAGGUGAACUUAGCAUUUGUAAACAAUAUAGAGGAGGAAAUGGAGCAAGUGAGAGAGAAGUCCGUUGCGGUGCAACUUCCCCAGUGUUUAAACAAUGUGCCAUAGUGACAACCCAUUUUUCUAGAUAGCUACAUGGAUGGUCUUUCUCUCUCUCUUUGCUGGGCAGUUCUCCACAUCCACUAGCCGUUUAGGUGGGGGUAGGGCACUUUUUAAUGUAAAAUGACUACUUGCACCAUCUCACCUAAUGGACUAGAGAUUGGAUCCUUGCCAACAUUGGGUUCCUCCAGUUUUUUAUGCCUUCCAUUGUGAUGACGUCAGCCACAGAGCAAAGCCUUCAAGUAAUGCUGUGGGAUUUAAUUGUGUAACCUCAUUACUGUAUUAUUUGUGGCCCUUUUUUUUUUUAAUUAAAUAACAGCUUGUUCUUGCUGUGGCUUGUAGCAUUCCUCCUAUGUCUCCGAGACUCCUUUUCCCUUUUACAAUCCCUUUCUCCAGCCCUGUGGUGAUGGUGGUGUCUAGAGAAGAAGACGACGAAAAAUGAAAAGCACAUGAAAUGGGUCAGUGGUCAAGGGGGGAGGGUCUCUUGCAAAGAGUAAAAUGUUUUAAUAAAAUGUUGACUGCAAUCACUCCUUGCCAUGUCUGGCACUGAAAAUGAAAAAGGAAAAACGUAAGGGGGAAAAAUAUACUGAAUAAAAAUGUCGAAGAACGGUAAAUUGUUUUUUUUUUCCUUUUCAAUCUACCUCUUUAUAUUAAAAAUCUUGUUUUGUUUUGUUUUUUAAGUUGGAUACAUGAUGAAAUGGUCUGAUAAUGAUUUUAACCAGUAUUAACUUUCACGAGGAAAGGGAGAAGUAGGUGUUUUUUUUUAAUGACUUCUAUAUAAAAAUGCUAAAGAUACUUUAAUAUUUAUCUGCAGUUUCCAUUAAAAUAACUUCUUGGAACACUCUUGGAUUCUGCUGUUACAUUGAAUUAGUAAUUCCUUUGUCUCAUGUCAUCUCAAAUCUGAGCCUUCUCCCUUUCUUCCUCUUUAUUAACAGAAUUUUGUCAGAAUUGGGGAGGGUCUGAAUUUUGUAGAAUAGUACUAAAGUUUUAUGGGACUAAACUUUUUCAUGUGUUAAUCCCUUUGUCCUAAUUUCAGUGAAUGCCUUGUUUCAGAUUCAGACUCACACAACAGUGCUUUUCUUUCUUUUUUUAAA
Molecule: messenger RNA, 2515 nt
Organism: Python bivittatus (Burmese python)
Lineage: Eukaryota; Metazoa; Chordata; Lepidosauria; Squamata; Pythonidae
Source: RefSeq, a predicted model, not a curated record